AGUUAAAGGCACGGAGCACUAGGACAGGAGUCAGUCAUCAUCAGACAGUCAUCUAUCUAUCAUCAUCAUGUGGGGAGCUUUGAUUCUCCUGUCGGUCCUCAGCUGCCUCCUGUACUUCCUGUUCAACACCCAGAGACCAGACAAGUUCCCGCCUGGACCCAGACCCCUGCCUCUCUUUGGCAACCUGCUGGAUCUCAACCUGCUCAACCCCCUCGAUGACCUGCAGCGGUUGUCAGACCAAUAUGGUCGCAUUUUCAGUCUGUUCAUUGGAUCAAGGCCAGCUGUGGUGCUCACCGGGGCCGAGGCCAUCAAAGAGGCUCUGGUGAACAAAGGCGUAGACUUCGCCGGACGACCACAAGGCCUCAUGGUCAACCAUGCAUCCAAAGACGAAGGGGUGAUUUUGGCUGACUAUGGUCCUAGAUGGAAGGAGCACAGGCGGUUUGCACUGAUGACCCUGAGGAACUUUGGCCUGGGAAAGCAGUCCAUGGAGGAGAGGAUCUUGGGAGAAGUUUCUCAUGUCAUUGCAGAACUUGACUCUUGUGUUGGAGGAUCCAUGAGUCCCCAGACCAUGUUCCACAGUGCCUCAUCAAAUAUCAUCUGUGCUGUGCUCUUUGGAGCUCGCUUUGAGUACGAUGACGAGACCUUGAAAACCUUUAUCAAGCUCUAUACUGAGAGUGCGAAGAUUGCCAAUGGGCCAUGGGCAAUGAUCUAUGACACUUUUCCCAUGGUUCGGAGCUUACCACUACCCUUUCAAAAGGCUUUCAAUAAUGUUAACACAGCAAGGGACAUGGGCUGGAAGAUGAUCAAUCAACACAAGAAGACAAGAGUCCCAGGACAGCCAAGGGAUCUCAUCGAUUGUUACUUGGAUGAACUAGACGAGCGAGAGGAGGAGUCCACAUUUAAGGAGGACCUGCUCGUGAUGUACAUGCUGGAUCUGCACUUUGCUGGAACGGACACCACCUCCAACACCCUCCUCACCGCUUUCCUUUACCUAUCGACUCAUCCGGAGAUACAAGAGAGGUGUUAUCAAGAAAUAACCGAGGUCCUUGGUGGGAGGGACAACGCCUGCUUUGAAGACAGACACCAGAUGCCUUACAUGCAAGCCGUCAUCCACGAAUGUCAGCGCUUGGCCAACACCGUCCCUCUCAGCGUUUUCCACUGCACUACUAAAGACACAGAGUUGAGAGGUUAUCACAUCCCCAAGGGAACUUGGAUAAUUCCUAAUCUGACGUCUGCGCUGUCAGAGGAGGGAAAAUGGAAGAAUGCCCGAGGGUUCCAUCCUUGCAACUUCCUGAAUGAGCAGGGAGAAUUUGAGAAGCCUGAAGCCUUCAUGCCAUUUUCUGUUGGUCCUCGGAUGUGUCUGGGUGAGGGUCUGGCCCGCAUGGAGCUCUUCCUGAUCAUGGUCACUCUGCUGCGCCGCUUCAAGUUCGGCUGGCUAGAGGAUGCAGGAGUGCCAGACUACACUCCUAUCUAUGGGGUGACCCUGACCCCUAAACCUUACAGAAUGACCGUUAGUCUCAGGGACGCACACACACAGGCUUAACUCAUAAUUAACUGCAAUACAUGAAUAUUGCCCAGAAAUACCAGCUUUACAAGCUUAAAACACAGAAGCCUCACUGACGCGAACACACCACACACGCACACACACACACGCACACACACACACGCGCGCACACACACACCAUAAAGUAGAGGAUUGCCAAUUUAUGUUUGAUUGCUGUUGUAAGACUGAUGUGGUGUUAACCAUUAUGAAGUGUACAUAGCCUAGCACCUUAAUGACUUCUAAAGUUUUUAAGAAUUUGUUGUAAUGUAAUUAAUUUAUCUGAAGUGUUGCACUUUGACUCUUGCAGCUUUCCUACAGUACUUUAUGAUGUUCUGUUCACUGUUAAAAUGUAUUAUUAAAUAUAUCUCUGGACCCCAGCUGUUCUUUCGCAGUGGGGCUGUAAAAGUAAA
This is a messenger RNA of Engraulis encrasicolus (European anchovy), 1953 nucleotides long. RefSeq names its product cytochrome P450 2F2-like. The transcript has 9 exons. The coding region runs from base 68 to 1543 and encodes 491 amino acids. Gene Ontology annotation, molecular function: iron ion binding; oxidoreductase activity, acting on paired donors, with incorporation or reduction of molecular oxygen, reduced flavin or flavoprotein as one donor, and incorporation of one atom of oxygen; heme binding. Gene Ontology annotation, biological process: xenobiotic metabolic process. Lineage: Eukaryota; Metazoa; Chordata; Actinopteri; Clupeiformes; Engraulidae. Gene Ontology annotation, cellular component: cytoplasm; intracellular membrane-bounded organelle. The record is from RefSeq and is a predicted model, not a curated record.